UACGAUUUAUUGAUUUCUUUCUGACAGAGAAUUUGGCACAUCUCUUCAAUCUAGUCAUUCAGUCAUUCCUUUUAAAUCGCGAUGGUACGCGUUGCUCUUCUAGUGACCGUUCUGGCGGCCCUGUGUUACACGAGCCAGGCUUAUAACUCGGCUCGUAUCCCGGCUCAAGUUGAAAAUACAGAAUUGCGCAAGGAAAUCUCUGAUCAGAUACAACAAAUACUUGACCUUAUUCCUAAGGGAGACAAAUUUGAGGAUUUCAAGAACAAAUUCACGAAAAGUUUCGAACCAUUUGUCGACGAGGUCAAGAAAAGAAAAACGAUCGCCGUAAACGUAUUCGAGAAAGCUAAAGAAAAUGCCAAGAACGAUUUACAAGAAGGAAAGAAAAAUAUAAACCAAGUUCUCGAAAAGCUCAAGAAUGUGGAAAAAGAAAUCGUGACAAAUUAUCAGUAUGCGCUGAAUGAUAGAAUUCAGAACAUUAAGGACACCUUCGGGGAGUUAAACAAGGAGGAAUUGAAACAGAAACUGCAAGACAAUUUGACAAACAGCUCGAAGGAGAUUAUGGAUAAUGCCGAUGAGGUCAAGAAAUUUGAAGAAAAUGUAGACGAAAUCCUGGAGAAGAGUGAUAAAGAGUUGAAAAACAUUCUGGAUAAAUCCUUUGAUAAAUUAAAAGAAGCAAUAGAGAAUGUCAAAGACGAGGCCGGUAAGGUAAAGAGAUCGGUCGAUGUUAUAAGGAAUAGACGACAGACAGAAGACGUAGGAACGCUCUUGGACAACUUCUUGAACAAAGGGAGGAACGCUGUCAAGAAUAUCGUAGAUAACAUACAAAAGUUGCUGGAAAACGGAUUGCCAAUAGGAAAGGCAAUAAAAAAAUAUGUUAAAGAAAAUACUGAAGAAGAUACUGAAGAUGAUACUGAAAGUUAAUUAAUUCUUUCUCUCGGUUGCGAUAUCAGAAACAACUCUUAUUACCUUGAUUAUAUUCAAAAUUAAUGUGUUCUUGGGAGAAGUCAAACUGGAGUUUCAAUUU
Molecule: messenger RNA, 1024 nt
Organism: Acromyrmex echinatior (Panamanian leafcutter ant)
Lineage: Eukaryota; Metazoa; Arthropoda; Insecta; Hymenoptera; Formicidae
Source: RefSeq, a predicted model, not a curated record